Messenger RNA from Cherax quadricarinatus, 501 nucleotides. NCBI's taxonomy places the organism in Eukaryota, Metazoa, Arthropoda, Malacostraca, Decapoda, Parastacidae. The record is from RefSeq and is a predicted model, not a curated record.
GCAGGACACCAGGGGCAGGUUAUAAGAGUAAAAUGGGUGUGAUCCGAGGCGUGUGAAGGGAGAAAAUGGCAGGAAUGUGGGUACACACAGGGGGUGAGAAGCCCCACUAAUACUAUCAACGUCAGUUCGUAAUGGCCACGCGAAGAUGUACUCGGGUAGAGCAAGACGUGCUGGGAGAUCCUUGAGAAGACGUCAUGAUAACGAAGAUGAUAAUAUCGUGUUGGACUCAGGACGGGGUGUGUCAGGGGUCAUCCGAGAGAUUUUGGGAGUCGUAUGUAGAGAAGAUGGCAUUUCCAAAGGCCGCUGUCUUGGUUACCUCAAUGCUGCAGUCAGAGCAAUAUCUAAAAUUACAGCGUUGAACCACUCCAAAAAAUCACCAUUCACAGAUGAAGAAAAAAAUAUGUUUGAUGAGAUAGUGUCAAUGAAGAAUGAUACUUCCUCACCAAGUACGAAGGUUAAUUUUGGCGAAGACAUAAUCACUGGGGAACUACUUUUGUGCCU